Molecule: messenger RNA, 1594 nt
Organism: Nematostella vectensis (starlet sea anemone)
Lineage: Eukaryota; Metazoa; Cnidaria; Anthozoa; Actiniaria; Edwardsiidae
Product: calcium-regulated heat-stable protein 1
Exons: 4
Coding region: 214-654 (146 amino acids)
Biological process (GO): regulation of mRNA stability
Cellular component (GO): cytoplasm
Molecular function (GO): mRNA 3'-UTR binding
Source: RefSeq, a predicted model, not a curated record
AAAUUAAGAGCUAAAAUAUUUUUACACGAGCUUUACAGUUUUUUAGGCUUAGAAGAGAUAUUUUAUGUCUCAUAGCUUUUCGAAUUAGAAUUUCCGAUGUGUGCUGCGGAGGCCUGGGUCUAGUCUUCUAGUAUCGUCCCCUGUGCAGCGUGCAUAGGAAACGGACAAGAAGACAUUACAUUCGAUUCCAGGGAAAUACUGCAGAAAUAAGAUAUGGCUACUAAGCAAAAAGCGGAUGAGAAGAUUCGUCACUCACCGAGUAAGGAUCACAAAAAAAACAAAUCUUCGAGUCCGGAAUGUUCCCCUACUUUUCAUAAACGCGCCCCAUUUUUAGUGCCUAGCCCUGUUAUUACAAGAAGAACCAGAACAACAUCACAGUCCAGACUAGCGUCAGAAGCACCAUUAGAAUCCGGAGUAUGCAAGUACUUCUGCCGGGAUAAGGGACAUGGCUUUAUUACCCCCAAUAAUCCUGAUUUGGGAGGUGAUAUAUUUGUUCACAUUUCUGACAUUGAAAGUGAAUUUGUGUUGAAGGAGGGUGAUCGUGUAACAUUCCGCACAAUUGCAAUUCCACCAAAAGAACAAGCAAAGCAAGCUGUUGAAGUAAAUAUUAUUGAAGCACGUGGCCAGCAUAAGAAGUGGGACGAAAGUAACUGAUCUAUUUACUUUUGACAUCUGAAGAAGUCCCUAGUUUGAAGUUCAUUUUUCACCAAAAAACCCUGUUUUUUUCUAAAUGGUACAGUAGCUAUAUAGGCCAUCAGUCAGCCACAUAACUUACACGAUGAAGUUUUCAGUGUUAUAAGUAAUGAUGUGAAGAUUAUCACAUUUAUUGCUGUGUCUAAAAUUAUAUCUUUAGCUGUAAUUUAAAACUAACUUUUUAUUGUUAAAACAAUAAAAAACAAGACUAGAACUAGGCAUUGAGCUACAAGAAGGCUUUUUUUUCAAUUGUAUUACAAUCACAGCAGAUAGCAGUAUGUAAUAAUGCAAAAACAAUAUAACUGAUAACGAUCAUAAUACAAUAGCCAUCUAAAUAUUGUACUAAAUUUUACAAAAAAGAAAGCACUCAGAGUAGUUACCACAUAAGUCAACAGUGAAUCAAUAUUUAAAGCAACAAACAACAACAGCAAGAAACAAGAUUAACAAUCACAUGAUAGACAUUCAAAAGCAUCCACAACUACCAUUAUCUACUACAAAAUCAAUAGGCCUAGCAACAGCAACACCUUCAACAACAAAAAUAGAUGUGAUAACCAAUACCAUGGACAACAACAGCAACUAAUGACAAUGCUAACUAGCAACAGCAACACCUACAAAAUUCAGCGGUAAUAACCAACAGACAUAACAACUAAUAGCAACAGCAGCAACCAUAAACAACAGCAACACCAAUCAAGACUAACAACAACAACAACAAAAACAAUCAGCAGCAAAUAGAAUGCAGUGUAGUGUUUAUUAUACAAUCUUAUUCAGAUGUUCUUUCAGUAUUUUAGUACUUUGGUAUUAGAACUGUAGUUUUUAUACUUAAUGAAUAUCCAUUGUUUUUCUCAUUAAUUUGUAAUUGUCAUUUAUUUGUUAUGCACAAUAAAACUCAGAAUGAUUACUA